AUGCCUUCUUUCAUCUCCAUCGCUUCUACUGCAUUGCUGUGCUUGUCUACAGCAAGUGCUUCACCUCACAAACCCGUUCAGACGCAAACGAUUGACCCUUUUUUCUACAAAGGGUUUGAUCUGUCUUCUUUGCAUAUCCUCGAGCUCGGCAAUGUUACCUACAAAGACACCGCAAGGGGUAACGCUACAAGACCUGCUGAGGAUAUCCUUGGUGACGGUGGGAUGAAUACAGUAAGACUGAGGAUCUGGGUCAACCCCGAACCUGGACAAUAUGACUUGGCAUAUACAUUGUCGCAAGCCCAGAGGUUUUCCAAAAAGGGCUAUCGUAUCUAUCUCGACUUUCACUUUUCGGAUACCUGGGCAGAUCCCAACAAACAAUUCACGCCCGCCGCCUGGACGACUAGCAGUGUUUCUGCUCUGGGUUCAGAUUUGCGCCAUUAUGUCAAGACUACUUUACUAGCAUUCAAAGCCGGAGGCGUGGAUCUUUCUCUUGUUUCUCUGGGAAACGAGAUUCGUCACGGUAUGCUCUGGCCCACUGGAUAUGUCGACGUCGAUACUUUUCCCACUUCAGCCAGGAUCGCGAAUUUUAGCUCGUUGGCUAGUCUGUGGUCCUCUGCUCGCAAGGGCGUCGACGAUGCAGUCAAAGCUGGCGUCAAGAAACCUGCCGUCAUGAUCCAUAUCGACGAUGGUUGGAACAAGACUUUGCAAUUGAAUUGGUUUGAAGCUUUGACUGGUAGUGGCAAGGUCGAAACUGGAGAUUGGGAUGUCUUUGGCUUUUCCUUUUACCCGUUUUAUGGUACUGCUGCUACACUGGAUAAUCUCAAGGAUACACUCAACGCUGUGGCUACGAAGUAUCAGAAACCUGUCCAUGUGGUGGAGACGGAUUGGCCUGCCAUCUGUGAUGGAGCCACGGCGCCAGAGCUCAGCGAUACUUCUGUGCCCAUCAGUGCUGCAGGCCAAACUGAAUGGGUCAGGGAUAUUGUUAGUGUGGUCAAGAAUGUUGCUGGUGGGUGGGGCAAAGGAGUCAAUUACUGGGAGCCGACUUGGUUGAACAAUACUGGAUUGGGCAGUGCGUGCCAAGAUGCGAUUUUGUUUUCUGCUGAUUGGAGUGGGUGGCCGAAUAAGAUUCUAGGGUACUCGAGGAGUAGUGUUGAUAUGUUUGCUGGUAGAUGA
Molecule: messenger RNA, 1173 nt
Organism: Aureobasidium uvarum
Lineage: Eukaryota; Fungi; Ascomycota; Dothideomycetes; Dothideales; Saccotheciaceae
Source: the annotation of a GenBank genome assembly